Molecule: messenger RNA, 8793 nt
Organism: Bacillus rossius redtenbacheri
Lineage: Eukaryota; Metazoa; Arthropoda; Insecta; Phasmatodea; Bacillidae
Exons: 13
Coding region: 346-3042 (898 amino acids)
Source: RefSeq, a predicted model, not a curated record
UGCUGGAACAUGCUUGCCAUUCUUAUUUGCUUCGGAACGAAGCUGAUGUAUUGACAUAGAUUGUCUCUGAUUGACAUUCACAUUGCCAGGUGGCUGAUGGAGCAAGUGGUUCUCAUGAACUAGUGAAGGUGUCGCAACAGCAUUUGUCUAGAUGUUCGGAGUGUGAAUAUAAUUUUUGUGAGCUAUGUAUACCGAUGCGAGCUCUUAUUUAGUCGAAUUUAGGAGGUACAAAUCGCGGAAAGCUUACCCUUGCUGUUCGAGGGUCCCCACAAAAGGAGAAAGAAUACCAGUCGAUAAUCCUAUCUCUUGUUUUUUGCUGGCCGCUCGUCCCGACGCCGGAGCUAUAUGGGCCAAUGUGUGUCAUGUAAGGCCGGCAAGCACGCUCGCUUCUACACCACCUCGUCGAGGUCGGGUUCCCGCAGGGCACUCACCAAGAUGGAGGCCACCCUGCACCAGAAUGAAGUGGGUAACGGCUGCACCAAGCGACCGGCGUACACGAGGGGCCAGGCGACGCUGUUCGGCUUCAAGCGGCGCCCCGUGUCCGCGUCGCCGGCCUUCGUCACGCCGCCUUCCUCGGGGGCGACUUCCCCAGACGGCGGCGACGCCGUGACGGGCCCCGACGACCCCCGCCGCCAGCCGCAGCCGCAGACGCCCCGGCCGUCGCGCGCCAACAAGCGUCCCGGCGCCGCCAGCCGCUUCGGGUUCCGCGCGCCGUCCGCGCCGCCAGCCACCAACAAGGUGGGCGAUGUCGUCUUCGUCGGCGGCGGCGGCGCGCCGCCCCCGGCCGAGUCGCGGGGCAUGAAGGACAACAAGGGCGCCGCCCCUCCGACCAGGUUCACGCUGCACACGAGCCAGCUGCCGCGGCCGCAGUACCCGGUGCGCCUGAGCUCCGCGGACCACUGCGCCAGCAGCAAGGGCGCCAAGACGGCGGCCAACAACACGCGCAAGGAGCACGACGAGGCGCCCCUCUCGUCCAAGGAGGGCUCGCCGACGGGCGACUCGGGGCUGGGCAGCGCCGAGGCUGGCAGCGGCGGCGGCGGCGGCGACGGCGACUCGGACACGCUGCACAACCUGGAGCUGCUCGACGGCAGCCCGGACCUCGGCGGCCGCCGGCGGCGGGCGGCUCCGCGCCGCCUGCUCGGCACCGUCGUCUCGGGCCAGUUCUUCGACGUGCGCGACCUCAAGGACGACGGGGAGGCGUCCGAGGACCCGAACGUGAUCACGGAGAUCUCGCUCAUCUCGAUCCCGGGCACGCGCGUCAACCAGCAGCGCACGGGCAUCGUGCGCGAGAGGUCGCAGAGGCUGCAGCAGCAGCUGCGGCUGAGGGGGAGGAGCUCCUCGGACGAGGGCCGCGACGAAGAGGACGAGGACGACGAGGAGAAGGCGAACCGGGACCGCUCGAGCAGCGAGAAGGUGCGCAGCCCGCCCGCCGGCGCCGAGGAGGAGCUGUGGGGCCACGGCGAGGCCAUGGCGGAGGGAUACACCAGCUCCGGGGACGAGAGUCCCUACAGCGUCACCUCCUCCAGCGACCAGCCGCCGCCCAGACCCGUGCUGCUCACCAUCGAGGACUGCCGCUUCGCCGCCAUCGCGGCCACGGCGCCCCAGGCGCUGCUCGAGGACGAGAAGUCCCCUGUGGACAGCGUGUUCAGCAGCAGCCCGCCCACCAGCUCCGCGGAGGACUCGGUCCACGCCGGGGCCCCCGCCGUGCCUGCGGCGCUCAGCCCCGAGUCCCCGGGUACGCCGACCAACGCGUCCAACUCCUUGUCUCUGUCCGAGGGCAGGGACUUCCUCAUCGACGACGAGAUCGCCGACCAGCCGGGGCUGACCUUCGGCGAGGGCGGCGGGGGGAACACCUCCUCCGGAGCGGGCGGCUGCAGCAGCCAGAUGGCGUCCGUCGUGGACAGCAGCCUCACGCUCGUCGACUCCUCUCCGAGGCCAGUGAGGAAGCUGGAUGCUUGGGUGGGCGACGGCAGCCCCGCCAGGGGGCGACGUGUGGCGCGGGUGGGCUCCCCGGACACCCUGUCCCCGUGCGAGAGCCUCGCGUCGGACGACCUCAUGAUGGACUUCGACGGCAGCCAGGCCAGUCUGCUGGACGGCACAGUGGACAGCCAAGCUGAUGUGUCGAGCGGACCCAUAGACAUCCUGGACGAGGAGACUCUCAUGUCGGAGAUCGACGCAAAGAGCGACUUGUCGGCGUGGGAGUGGUCCAGUCCCCUCGGUGCCCAGAAAGGGCUGCCCACGUCUCGUCCCAGCAUCCUGCGCUCCAGACCGGGCAGCACCCCGGACUCCCCGCGGUCCCUGGACUCUGCCUCCAGGCCCGUGCGCAGUCCCCUCAGGCUGCCCAGGCAGUUGAACGGCCCCAGCGAUGCAGACGAUAGCUCGGUUCGUCUAGACCGGGGGACAUACCAGUACAUGUUCCAGGAUAUUGUCAGCAUCAAGACUAUGCUCUUGAAGCUGAACAGGAUCUUGCAGGAGAACGAAGAGAGCGGUUUGACGAGGGCAGACACUCUCAACCCAUUCGACACAUCUUUGAAGAAUGGUCUCUUCUACUCCGCGGAGGAGGCGGGCGGGGAGGACGGCGGGGCGGGGGCGACGCCGCCCGCGGGGGAGGAGGUGGCGGACCUGCGUCGCCAGGUGGUGCUGCUGCAGUCGCAGCUGGAGGACAAGGAGCGCACCAUCAAGCAGCUGCAGCUGCAGGUGAUGCAGAGCUCCGACCCGGGCGCCGCCGACACCUGCAACGCCGCCACCCAGACGGAGCGGAUGCGACCUGUGUCUGCAGGACCAUCGCUCCUACACUCCCUGCCUUCCGAGGGAAAUGCUGGGCCACUAGUCAGUUCGAGUGACAAGUGGCGUCAGCGCCCGGCGGUCCCUGAGGCGUCGGACUGCCCGCCCGCCAGCCGGCUGCCGACCCUCAGCCGCGCCGCCCCCUGCAACAAGCGGGGCAGCGCGCCCAGUAGCGCGCCCGCCCCCCCGGAGCAGUCCCGCCCCCCGGCCAGGAAGCUCAGCUCGUCCUCGCUGCUGCGCAAGAUGGCCGUGUCUUGACGACCCCCUCCCGUGAUCGUGGGACGUGCUUCGUCGCGGGGGCCGUCUUUUUUUUUUUUCUUUACGUGCGGCGGUAGUUGCCGAGGUGGUGAUUCCGUUGCAGAAGAAGCACCGGAAUGUAAGGAACAUCUGCAAUUCAUUUACAACCUUAAGUCUUUCCCGCUUUUGUAGCGUAUCGGUACGUUUCGGCAGCGUUGCUUGUGCCGCAAAGAUGAGUAGUAAUUCCUGUCUAGUCCACUUAAACUUCGUCCGAAAUUGUCCAGCGGUUGGUGUGUUGUUUUUUUUUAACUUCGUUUCGAGUUGGAGGUUUGGCUGAAUGUGUUUUAUCGGAGCUGGUUGAAAUUUUUUCAAUGGCAGUUGGUUUGAUAUUAUUCUAUGUAUGUUCGUAUGUGAGAGUGUACCUUUCAAAAUUUCUGAUUCUUGUAGCUGUUGUGUGUGCAAUUUAAUUUUUUUUUUUUGCAUCUUAAAAUUUAUUAACUAAGCAAAGAAUGUGCAAUGGGCUAUUAUGAUUAUGCAAAUUGUAUAUAAUAAAUUUUACUGUGCAAUGUAGUGUUUAUUCUAUUUAUAGUAAUAAUUGGGCAUUGUGUGUUAUGACAACUGUUAUUGACGGUCUGAAAGUUUAGGAAAGAAAACGCACAGUUAUGAGGAAGAAGAAACAAUAAUAUUGUGUGCAACAUCAACAGUGAUAUUAAAGAACUUGAAUGUAUAAGUAUUACAAGGAUUUAGUUCCAUGUUGUUGUAAAUAGUUGUAAGAGGCUAAUCGUAAUUUUUUCAAAGUUUUAUCAGCAGUUACAGUCUGAAGGAGAAAAUUUCAAACAGAAUUUUCUCAAAUACCUAUUUACUUGCAUGAACAGCUUUCGUUUAUAUUAUAUUUUUCUUUGACUAGUAUCACUUUCAUAUUUUUACUUGGUCUUUCUGCAUGAACAUAAGAAAAAUGUCUUGAUGGGAUUUAAGGCAGCAGGUAUUUUGUAGCAUUUAAAUUCCGUUGUUCGCUAUAGUAAUUCAAGAAAGGAGUUUUAGUGGUUGGAAUUGUUCGUUACAUUUUGCUCAGUCUUUAUUAAACUUAAUUUAAACGGAAUGAAAACAAGCCACUAGUGUAAAAAUUUCAGUUUUAUUAGAACACAUCACCAUGAUAAGCAAUUUUGAGUGCAGUAAUUUAAUUGCAUUACUUAUUAAGUUAGCUUGCUUAAAUUCAUGCUCAUUUUGCACACACAGUAUUUUGAGGUAACUUAUCAGCCUGUUUAUAAAAACAGCUAUAUUUGUUGUGGGAGAUUAUUUGUAGAGUUUUGCUUACCUGCGAGGCAAUAUUGACAUUUUCAGUAUAAUAUGAGGAAUUAUUUGUUCUACUGAUGGUCUGUAAUGUCAUUUUUUCUUCAACCAUGCCUUGAUUUGUAAUAUUUAAUCCAUCUAGUAAACCUUUAGUUUAGAUUAAAUAUAUAUAUGCCUAUUCACUAUUUUUGUAUUCUUCAAACAGAACUGUUGCAUUUAUAUUAGUCCCAAAAUUUUUUAUUAUUCAUAAACUCUCUAAAUUCUUGCUUGUUGCUUUUAAACCAUAGUUUUUGAAUGCAUGCAGCAUGUUGUUACAUGUACACUGUACCUGAAAUUGUUUUAUUUUGACAUAUGCAUUUUGUAGACUGCAAUAUAGCAUCAUUCAACAGUGUUUUUAUUAAAUCUUUAUCAAAAGCAGUGUUUGUUACUCGUUAAUUUAAUUCCAUCUGUACUACAAAAUAAUAUAAUAAAAAUAUAAAUGUAAUCUAUACAUAUAUAUCAUCUGAGCAUGGUAUCAUUAACAAAAUAUCAGCUGUAAUAAAUAAUUUUUUUUUUAUACAUGAUUCCAUUAAAUAGGAAUAAAGUACUCUACUAGCAUUUACACAGGCUUACAUUUUUUUUUUGUGGUAUUCUACUUGACCUGCACGGCUAUUAUGUCUUUCAGACUAGACACUUUGCUGAAAGUUCGAGGUUCUAUUUUCAGGCAAGUUGCAAGGGUCUUUGACACUGAUAUAUCAUACUACCCUCCCAGGCUCAAUGAGUGUAGUGUAGUGUAGUGUAGUGUAAGUGUUCCUUCAUCUCCAUGUUGCGGAAGGCAGUGGUGACCCAUCGCACAAUCACCUUGCUGAUACAGCCUCGUGCAAGUUUUAUUUUCCUUCCCUUUGUCAGAGAGAGCACUUAGUAAUUUUAAUGGAGCUGUCUAAUUUAGAAUGCAAAGUGUAAAUAAGACGCAUGUCAUUUUAAACAAAAAAAUUUUAACUUGCGAUUUUUUAGUUUUAUGGAAUGAUCAACAGGACGAGUAGAGAAUUUUACUAAUGUCAUAGGGUAAUAAGAUUAUUAAUAACUGGUUGUGAACUUCCAGCGCCGCCAUGUGAAUGGGCAUGUGGACGUGGCUAACGGCUUCAUCCCGUGGUCCGCUGUAGUAUGGCCCGUGUGAGAGCUAGGCUUGAUUCCCCCUUAUGCCUAUGCCAUAGUACUACUAGGCCAUGGUCAAAGUGGGCUCUCUACGCGUCCCACACGCCCCGGUCCCAAGGUGGGGAGCACACGUGAAUGAAAAACAAAGUGCGUGCAAAUCUCUGGUAAAGGUUUUAAUUCACAAGUUGUUACUCGUGGUGACAGUUAGCACAGACUUUAAACGUAAUGAAACUGUGAAACAUGCCGACUGCAAUUCCUUCAGCUUGCGUGCAGACCAGGGCACCUUGUGACCUGAUCUAUAGUAUGAGUUGCAUUUUAAAAUUUCCUUGAAGAUACUUUAAUUACUUAGCGAAACAGUCUACCACGCCGAGUAUGCCUCGAAGAUGAAGAAAAAGGUUUCAUAAUUAGGUGCGGGGGAUGCUGAAGGCUCAGUUAAUACAUUCUGUAAGUCGACAAGGUGCUGAGCGCAUCUUGCUCCGAGCAGCGGUGGAGAGAGGCUGGGUUGUGGUCCUUGUGUCAUGGCGGCAGGAAGCAGGGGUGUUACGUCAGGUCAUUAAGAAUUACGUUACAAAAAAAGACAACGUAGUGCAACCCUUCGCGUGCUUAUUACUAAUUGACAAUUGUUACGUAUUAUUUUUAUUUAUAAUUUCACAUUAUUUAAGUUUGAAUGUAAACUGCCUGCAUGAGGGUGCAUUCUGUAAGUGAUCCGUCCUUGUGACAUCUGAAAACAUAAACUCUUGGAGGGUAUUGAAACAGUGACUAUAUAAAAAUGACAAUUAAUGGAGUUAAGUAAUUAGGAGGGUACGUGGCACUGUCUAUAAGUGUGACACUCACGAGGGUGGACUCACACAUGCACACGUUGGCAGGUGAUUUGAGCAGAGGAUGUAGGUGGGGGGAGAAGGGGUUUGCAAGGGGCGAGGCACAUCGGGCUUAGGGAGGGCUUAGCCCUGGUCGAUGUCAGUACACGUCAAGAAACCACAUCAGGAACAGGAAUGGUGGAGCGCCCCUCAUUGCUACUGGCUAGAACCAACGGAUGGAAAUAAUUAAAAACACUUGAAGGGGCUUUUUAUUUCAUUAAAUUUUAGAUUAGUAUGCAAUUCACAAAAUUUUAUGUUGGCAUUUAAUAAAAGUAAAUGGUAUGUAUGUCCUCAUUUUUUUUCACCUAUUAGAUUUUAUUUAUGACUAAAAAUAUUAUUGAGAAAAUUGAAGAAAACUUUAUCAAACUCAAACCAUAGUUUAUACACAAACAAGUAGUAGGUAUGUCAUGACUUAAACCUUACAAUUUAGGUGAGUUAGUUGCAGAGAAUCUACAUUUUGAAUACGUACCAUAUUGGUUAACGAGGAUAUAUAUGUUCAUUUGUUAGUGCUCAGUAUUUAUUUAUUCCUUCAUUCAAAAACUUGUACUUAAGAAGAUUGAUUUCAUAGUAAUGGGCAUUAAACAUCAUUAAACAUAAGAUGUGGUCGCACAUCAGGAGCUAAGGCUCACAUGUAGUAUGUAUAUGCAGUCUUGCGUCCUGUGGUUCUUCAUCCAAGUAGAAAUACGUGCAUAUUUACUGUGGUACAGUGUUUCUAUCAACUUUGUGGCAUCUGUACUUACAUGUGUAUUUUAUCAUGAUCCCUUAGAAAAUCUGAAGUGUCAAGUGUGCAAAGCACUUGAAUGACCAAAAUAAGAGAUUUAUCAUUAACAUAUUACAUGUUCUAAUAAAAUGUUACUUUACAAUGAUAUAUGUAUUGUAUGACAGAGCAUUGCAUUGGUUACUCAUUGCUAGCACUAGGAUUUUGGACAUGGUUACAUGAUCCAUCAAGAAACUUAAAAAUUUACACCAGUAAUUAAGGCAUGUGUAACUCAUGUACAACCUUAAAUGUUACCUUAAAUACUCCGUAACACUACUAUUCCUUGUUUAUGUACUUAGUUUCAUACACAGUGUUAUUCUUUUAAAGAAAAUUAAUCUUUUGCAUGUCAGAAUAAACUUGUUUGGUUGUCGUUUUGCCUGUUCUUAGCUUAAUGUGCUCGAUGGUAAUAAUUUUUUUUCUUCCUUCCCAUGCAGGUUUUUUUAAGGUGGUUUCAGGCAUGAAUUGACAUUUGAUAAUGGCUCUCAAUGUAUCACUGAGUAAUACAUACACUCUAUGCAUGAGGAAAGCCGUAUGUGCCCCUAUCUGUAGUGGUGCAGGGAUAAACUUAUAUCAGGCCAGCGUGAAGCUACAAACGAUUUGGGGUGGGAUAAUUCAGUUUUCACAUUGUGAUGUUUCUUCUAGGAAUUUCCAUGAAAAUUAUUAAAUAUAAUUACGCUUACAUAAAGUAUAGAUGCAACUUUAUUUUACCUCAAUUUCCAUUGAAAAUGAAUUCUGCAAACUUUGUUCAAGACAUACUUCUUUCACAAUGAUACUCCUGUCCUACAUUCAUAGAUCGGGGAAUGAUGCAUGUUUGGUGCACCCAAGGAUUCUGGUUGGCCACAAUGAGACUUAAAUUGAUUUGAACCCUAGAGCAUGUUAAAUAUAUAUUUUGGAUUUUAUUUUUUUAAUUUUAAAGCUUUAUUUUUAUUUUGUUAUAAUUGCAUGAGCAUGUCAGUAGUUAAUGACACAAUAAAUAGCUUUUGUAUGAGAGUGAGUAGUUAUAAAGGUGGUAAAUUUGACUUAAAAAUAGGUUUUCAGCAAUUCUGGAUGCUGUGUGUAUGAGUAUCAUUAAUUAAGGCUAAAAGACUGUUCUUAACUCAUAUUGGUUUGGGUGUAAUGCAUUGAAUCUUCCUUGGUACUUACUAAGAACAUUGCAAUUUUGUAUAACCUUAAAGUUUGACUUGAUUGCAACUACAGCUCAUUUUAUUAAUUACAACAUUUCAUAAUGCAAAAUAGCUGUAGGCUGUGUUCAUAAAAAGCUAUAUUAAUACAAGUUGUUAAUAAACUGCUAAUGCUUCUGGUAUUAAGGUCAAGGGAUUUUUUCUUGUAAUGAAAAAAAUUUAAAUAUAGUAGUUAACUAUUUAACUACAUCAGUUCUGUAAGGAAAAUAAUCUUGUCAAUUAUUUUUCUUUCUGAAUUAAAAUUUGUGUUGGUGUUCCUAAAUUAUAUUCCAUUUAAAUGACCGUUAUUAACUGCAUUAUGCUAAACAUAUGUGAUGGAAAGUUUUGACAUGUCUAUACAUUCCAGUAUGCUUUACCCUUUUGUAUGUUCAAGAAUCAACAGUAUUUUCAUAAAAGUAUUUUAGUUAGUGAGUUCCUUAAACGAACCUGUAAAUUAAUGUUGUGUUCUCUUAUGGAGCUGUGUAUCAGACUGUACAGCUUGUCAUAGCCAAAAUGUAUUGUAGCUGUAUGCUCAUGUACAAAACAAACUUAAAUAAACUCAAGUUUGUGCAUA